AUGAUUUCAAAGCUCGAUCCCGAACCUGUGCGUCCUUUGAACCGGGAAGCUCCACUGCACGAGCUGGUGUCGAGCUUCAUCACCCAGGCCCCGGAUGCCUAUAACCGCAACCACAGUGCCAUCCCGGAGAUCGACGCGGCCACCCAUGUUGUCUCUGUUGGUGGAGACGUCCCCAACCCGCUCCAGCUAUCCAUUGAGCAACUGCGCCAUGACUUCCCGCAACAUGAGGUAUUGGCAGCCCUGCAGUGUGCUGGGAACCGCCGCCAUACCAUGCGAACCAAACUCAAAGAGGUGGUGGGGCUGGAUUGGAUGGAUGGCGCCGUUAUGAAUUGCACCUGGCGGGGGCCUAGGUUACGCGAUAUUCUGAUUAAGGCUGGUGUGAAGUAUAAUAAUUAUAAUGAUGAUCACGAAACGAAUGCAAUGGCCAGUGGAGCCGUUAAUGGGACUUCUAAUGGCCACACUGCUGCAGGUGAGAAGGGGCCGCAGAUGCAUGUUGCCUUUACCUGCGACCAGCUGCGUUGCCAGGAUGACAGCAACUAUGGCGUCAGCAUUGAGUUGUGGAGGGCUAUGGCUGUUGACAGGGAGGUGAUUCUAGCCCUGGAGAUGAACAGCAAACCUCUCCAACCCGCCUACGGCUACCCCGUCCGCGUUGUUGUCCCCGGUGUCGCCGGUGCACGCUGGGUAAAAUGGCUCGACACCAUCUCUGUCGUCCCCGAUGAAUCACCCAACUUCUACCAGCAGCACGACUACAAGAUCUUGCCCCCCGAAGCCCUCACCUGGGAAAUCGCGGAGGAGUACUGGCCCAAGGUGCCCGCCAUGCAAUGCAUGCCCGUCAACUCCGUCGUCGCCGUGCCUGACGACGACUCGACGGUAUACCUCCCGCCGUCAGGGGAGCUGGAAAUUAAAGGCUUUGCGGUCCCCUUUGGCGCGGACGGGCUUGUGGCACACCUCGGCGGGGGAACCUCCGCAGCUGCGUCAUCGGUGGCAGCAGGGAUGGGAAUUGGAGGAGCCAGUACAGCGGGAAUGAGUGAUCAGGAGGCGGCGAUGGUGAAGACUAUCCAAGCAGCAAUGGAAUCGUGUCCCGUCAAAUCCGUCAUGGCGGGCGGAAUGGGCUUCGCGCUCGGAGGUGCUUUUGGUUUAUUCAUGAGCAGUAUGUCCUACGACACCCCCUUGACCCCCCAAGGCCGUGAGCUCUCAUCGCUCCCCGUCCGCGAACAGCUCCGCCGCGGCUUUAAAGACAUGGGCAGCCGCUCGUACAGCUCCGCGAAGAAUUUUGCCCUUGUUGGCGCCAUGUUUAGCGGGACGGAAUGCUGCAUUGAAGGGUUGCGUGCGAAGAAUGACCUGGCGAAUGGCAUCGCGGCCGGGUGUAUUACGGGGGGGGUAUUAGGGGCCAAAGCAGGCCCUCAGGCAGCGAUGUUGGGGUGUGCUGGGUUCGCGGCGUUCAGUGCGGCGAUUGAUGCGUGGAUGAGGCAGCCGUCGGAUUGA
Molecule: messenger RNA, 1485 nt
Organism: Histoplasma mississippiense
Lineage: Eukaryota; Fungi; Ascomycota; Eurotiomycetes; Onygenales; Ajellomycetaceae
Product: mitochondrial import inner membrane translocase subunit tim22
Exons: 7
Coding region: 1-1485 (494 amino acids)
Cellular component (GO): mitochondrion
Molecular function (GO): oxidoreductase activity
Source: RefSeq, a predicted model, not a curated record